AGGUGGUUCUGCUACUCUAAUUCCGUUUCUAAGUUACGGUAUGGGCGAUGUUUGCAAAAGCUGCGGAAAGACAGAUUUUGUAAAUGAUAUGGUGACUGGAGAUCGCAUUUGCACUUUCUGUGGGAACGUGCAGUUACAAAACAUGCUUUCGGAGGAACCGGAGUGGAGAGCGUACAAGGAAGAAGGAAAUGCUUACGACGAUGCAAGAGUCAACACCUUAUCGGACUCGAUUAUUCCUUCGAAUUCCCUGUCUACCGAUUUCAUACUAGAUGGGCGAGACCUGGACACGAAGUCCUCUAAACUGGUGAGGCGCAUGGAAGACCCUCAGGAGCUCAAGCGCACCCGCAGACUCCUCAGCAUCCACUCCAUUAUCCAGGAAACAGCCAACCAGCUCGAUGUGCCCCAGAACGUCCCCAUCUGUGCAUUCGACAUCUACUCUCGAUGCUUCACUCUAAUGCACAUCCGCGGCAAGCGUUCCGAAGUGAUCGUCUCGGCCUGCUUCUACCUCGCAUGCCGCCUCACCGGCUGCUACCGUCUCCUAAGCGAGAUCGUGGGGGUUGUUCUCGCGGACAUCCGCAAAGUGACGCAUUUGACGCAGAUUAUCAUCACGGAGCUGAAGCUUUCCGUGCCAAUCCCCUCCGAUCAAGACUAUAUUCGCAGGUACUGCGCGUGUCUGAUGCUCCCUGCGGACGUGGCGUCGCUGGCGUUGCGGCUGGCGAGCUGCAUUCGGGAAGGGAAGUAUCCCAAUUGCUGAUGGCGAGUAGGUUGAGCGAUGUGGAGGACGGGCCCUCGGUGGAACUGCUAGCCACCAUCGCCAGCAAAUCGGAGAAGAACAUUGUGAGGCUGUAUAAGGCGGUGUACACGCACUGCGAUUCGAUUUUGGUGGCGGUGUAUAAGGAUGAUGCGAAGGUGACUGCCAAAGUGAUUAUGAAAAUGACGCAGAAGCUCGACCCGAAGCGUUUGUAACUUAGUUUGUCUGUAUUAUAUAUAUGAACUACUCUCUAUGCGAUGGUU
Blastocystis hominis is the source of this 1014-nucleotide messenger RNA. RefSeq lists its product as hypothetical. Lineage: Eukaryota; Bigyra; Opalinata; Blastocystidae. The transcript is spliced from 3 exons. The record is from RefSeq and is a predicted model, not a curated record. Bases 511 to 966 code for a protein of 151 amino acids.